This is a messenger RNA of Didymodactylos carnosus, 1065 nucleotides long. The record is from the annotation of a GenBank genome assembly. NCBI's taxonomy places the organism in Eukaryota, Metazoa, Rotifera, Eurotatoria, Philodinida, Philodinidae.
AUGAAUAUGAUACUAACUUUAAAUAUCUCAUCUUUCGAGUCCGUUGUAACACGAAAACAAUCAAAUGAAAUGAUUAUAGCCGUGAUAGUUACGUCUAUCUGUGGUGGAAUCAUAUAUAUUGGAGGUUUUUUUGGUAAUAUUCUUUCAUUUUCGAUAUUUGUUCAAAAAAAUGUUCGUAAUCUUUCAACUGGAUUAUUAUUUUUAAUUUUGACCAUUCUAAAUACAAUUCAUUUGUAUACCUUAGUUAUUGAUUAUUUUCAUUUAGUUUAUGAUAUUAAAUUUUAUAAACUAGUAUUUUUACAUUGUCGAUUUGAAUUAUGGAUUCAGAAUGUUUCACGUACAAUGAGUUCGUAUAUAGCAGUUACUAUUUGCAUAGAUCGAAUGAUUCGUUCUGAACCUCGUCCAUCGUUAUCUAAACAACAUAUUUAUAAACUAACAAUAAUUUAUUUUAUUCUAUUUGGUUUAAUGUUUUCAUUUUAUUUUUGUCCAUUAAAUAAAGAAAAUCAGUAUGGAAAUUGUUAUGCCGAUUUAAAAUCAAGUUAUCAUUUAUUUAUAUCUGAAAUAUGGACACCAAUACGAAUUGUCAUUGUUGGUGUAAUACCAAUUGUUAUUAUGAUUAUCACAAAUAUUCGAAUAUUUUAUAAUAUGCGUAAAUCAAAGCGACGAGUACAUCAUUCAAAUCAAAUAAUACAUUCUGGAAAAAGUGGAACAUUAUCCACUAAAAUUGAUUCAAUGAUGGUAGUAAUUAUGAUUAGUAAUGUAUUAACAUUUUUCGUUACACAAGUUCCUUUUCAUAUUGUUGCACUUGUUAAUGCAUAUGGCACUCAUUAUUUUCCAACAUAUUUUUCUCGUCGUAUGAACUACAUCUUGCGAGCACUAGUAUUAAUGUUGAGUAGUCUUUAUUUUGGAAUUGGAUUCUAUUUAUAUUGGAUAUCAUCACCAUUGUUUAGAAAAAAGUUUACAAAUACCAUAAAAAUAAUUAUAAGAAAAACAUUUUCUAUUAACACAUGGAUCGUGCGAAAAAAUCAAAUGUUUGGGAUUAAUAGACAUAAUGAUGUAAAAUGA